Messenger RNA from Ceratina calcarata, 1673 nucleotides. RefSeq lists its product as uncharacterized. Bases 190 to 1173 code for a protein of 327 amino acids. The transcript has 3 exons. NCBI's taxonomy places the organism in Eukaryota, Metazoa, Arthropoda, Insecta, Hymenoptera, Apidae. The record is from RefSeq and is a predicted model, not a curated record.
GCCUCUUGGUGGAGCACUCGUACGAGAAUCGCGAAAUCCCGAGCGUGAGUACUCUCAUUUCUCUUCUGAUUUGAGAUUUCACAUAUGCGUAGUAUGAUAUUUGGUACACGAAUGGCACCCUAAACGUUUAGAAACGAAAUACGAAACGACUAGGGAAACGAGGACGAUUAAAAGAUACAACGAGCUAGGAUGCAGUCUUCACGGUCUGAGAACGAGACGUGGUCGUUACCAGUGAAUGGAAGCGUCAACUCAAAUGACCCGUGGCCAGAACUUUGUCACAGAACUGAAAUGAAACACACAGCGCAUAAAAAAGAUCUCGCGAAUACCGGAGAAAGUAGUAAGCCAAUGACAUUGGACGAUUUUGAGUAUCCUGAACUCGGCGAUGCUGUUAUUAACAGUAAAAAUUGUGUCGCGCUAAGAGAACGUUGUCUGCCGAGUCACACUUUAGAGGCUGUGGUUCCGAUUCAAUUCCACGUAUCAGAGGAAUUACAGAGGAAUCUUCGACCGUCCGAGAUAGAAGAGAAGAUCAACAAGCUCCAGGAAACUUUACAGAAAGCAAGAAAACUGAAUGAAAAGCUUCGCAUGCUAAAAAUCAAUUUCGAGAGAAGUCAUUUUGGCGUACCUAACAUAUCUAACACGUUAGAAACAAAUCCAGAGUUUAGAAGAGUUAGUAUGACAUGCAACAUGAAGGAUAAAAGGGUCCUGAAAUUGAAGAGACUGACUCUAGUCCAUAAUACGAAACGGAUGUACACAGAAAAGCGUGAGGAAUUCGAGCGCAAAAAAAGGAAGGCGAUCUGUAGAGACGUGGACACUAUUAAUUUUAACGCUUUAAAGAUCACGCCCGACCCAGAAAUCGAUGUAAAUUACGUUAAAAAUAUGUGUACAAUGACGUUGCAUGAUAAAAAUUAUAGAGCUGUAAAGGUAAUAGGCAUUUCGGGUGACACCGCAUGUCACAGACCAGGCAUGAUCCAGAAAAUAAACAAUCUUAGGAUUCGAGAGGGACGAUUGGCGAAUAGAUCAAUCGAAAACGCAAAUCCGUCGGACUUCUCACAUCUCGAUAUAGACGUGAUCGAGAAUGACAUCGUUAAACAGACUCUCUCUCUUCGGAUCGAAGACGGAAUAAAACAAGAGAUCCCACAGAUCGAAAUCGACUAUUGGAAUGAACAAAAAUAAUUUAUGACAAUGCCAUAAUGAGUGGGUUGCAUGUGUGAACACGGGCGACUUUGUCGCGUAAAAAUCUGCAGUACUAUGACGUCUAAAAAUUUGAGUCUUCUAUUACAUGAUCCGAGGGUUUGAAUGAUUCAGUUCGUAUUCUUCUUCCAAAUAAACGGGACGUGUCACAAAGGUUUUAAAUUCACACACGAACACACUUAAUCACAAAGAUCUUCAUUAUUUCACGUCCCAUUUGAUGUUAAACCUCUCUGCGUGCCUGUCUGAUUUAAAUUUCAGUUUCCAACAUCGACGACAUAAAUUUGUUCAAUUUCUCUCGCAACUUUAGAGAGUAAGUACUUUGUCUCUCACAAGACGCGAAACAACAAAGUGUUUUGUAUUUUGUAUAACUCUCGAAUACUCCGUCAUGCCAUUAUAUGACAUCGUUGUAACGUCUGUACGUAAAGUUUAUACAUACGCAAUAAUAUAGUAUAUACGCAAUAAAUAUUACAUACUAAAAUGUU